UUCCCCCACCUCCCUCACUCCCUGUCUUUAGCCCUUCUGUCUGCGUCUUGCCAUAGCAGUUGCAGGGCGAAGGGCUCAUCAUUUCUCUCUCUCCUCUUUAUUUCUGGCCUCCUCCCUCGCAUUGUCUCUCCAGAUCUGCAAGCAAGCGGGUUUUCAAGCAAUCUGAUUAGUAUCUAAUCUAAUCUAAUCUAGCCUGCCUGCCUGUGCGCCGUAUCCUUCGGGAUGGGGGGGAAGAAGAAGAUGUCGGCGGUAGCGCUGGCGGCGGCGGCGGUGUUGCUGUUGGCCGGGAUGGCGAUGGUGGAGGCGAAGGCGUCCAAGUCGAAGCCGAAGGUGUGCGACAAGGGGUGGGAGUGCAAGAGCAGCAUCUACUGCUGCAACGAGACCAUCACGGACUUCUUCCAGGUGUACCAGUUCGAGAACCUCUUCAGCAAGCGCAACGCCCCCGUGGCGCAUGCCGUCGGCUUCUGGGAUUACCAGUCCUUCAUCACCGCCGCCGCCCUCUACGAGCCCCUCGGUUUCGGCACCACCGGCGGCAAGCAGAUGCAGAUGAAGGAUGUCGGCAGCAAGACCUCUUGUGGAUAUGGAGUUGCAACUGGUGGCCCAUUGGCAUGGGGACUUUGCUAUAACCAUGAAAUGAGCCCUAGCCAGAUCUAUUGUGACUCGGACUCCAUCUACCGUUGUGUUGAAGGAGCUGAAUACUAUGGCCGUGGUGCUCUCCCUGUUUUCUGGAACUUCAACUACGGGACUAUUGGUGAAGCACUCAACAUCGAUCUGUUGCACCAUCCAGAGUACUUGGAACAAAAUGCUACCCUGGCCUUCCAAGCCGCUAUUUGGAGGUGGAUGAAUCCCAUCAAAAAGAAGCAGCCUUCGGCCCAUGAUGCUUUUGUUGGUAACUGGAAGCCCACGAAGAAUGACACUUUGGCUAAGAGGCUACCAGGAUUCGGAACUACCAUGAAUAUUCUUUACGGGGAUCAGACUUGUGGUCAAGGUUUUGUUGACUCCAUGAAUAACAUCAUAUCACACUACCAGUAUUACCUUGACUUGAUGGGUGUUGGGCGCGAGCAGUCUGGAGAUAAUUUAGACUGUGCCGAACAGGAGCCUUUCAACCCAUCUUCACAAUCUGCAACUUCCUAAGUCACAACUGAAGGGUGCUUUCUGUGUCAAGCCAAUACUCCGAUUCUAGAAAUAAAUUGUCUUGGUUGUUCCUAUUAAAAGAUCUCUUUGUGGGGCUGUGUUACUGUUGUUUGAUCUGUAUUACUAAGAUUUUUGUGAAGCUAUACUGUAGAUGGUGACUGUGGGGUGGUAAUUGUCAUUUAUGUUGUUAUGUCUAGUAUUUGUGGACAAAGAACGUGUAAUGAACAUGCCAUUUUUAUCUGUAGAGUCUGUGCCGUCUGUGUUAUUUUCGUUUGUCCUGCUUGUUGGAAUUAUUAUUUAAUGCAGUGAACUUUCUAAGA
Messenger RNA from Ananas comosus (pineapple), 1454 nucleotides. RefSeq names its product chitinase-like protein 1. Gene Ontology annotation, molecular function: chitinase activity. Bases 223 to 1134 code for a protein of 303 amino acids. Lineage: Eukaryota; Viridiplantae; Streptophyta; Magnoliopsida; Poales; Bromeliaceae. The record is from RefSeq and is a predicted model, not a curated record. The transcript has 3 exons. Gene Ontology annotation, biological process: cell wall macromolecule catabolic process; carbohydrate metabolic process; chitin catabolic process.